Molecule: messenger RNA, 4040 nt
Organism: Pezoporus flaviventris
Lineage: Eukaryota; Metazoa; Chordata; Aves; Psittaciformes; Psittacidae
Gene: SLC31A1
Product: solute carrier family 31 member 1
Exons: 4
Coding region: 194-733 (179 amino acids)
Biological process (GO): copper ion transmembrane transport
Cellular component (GO): membrane
Molecular function (GO): copper ion transmembrane transporter activity
Source: RefSeq, a predicted model, not a curated record
CCAGUGCAGGACCAGAGGAUGCUUCAGAAGCCUAUCCUGUCAGUGGCUUAGAGUAUUUUCUCUUGCAGUAGCACCAGAGAAACCAUAUUCUGAUUAGAGAAGUGCUUAUUGUAGUUUUGGUUUCUUUCUCAGGGUCCCACUUUUCUACGUGCCUUUUUGAAUCUCUGUGGUAAAGAUACCUCACAAUCACCACAUGAACGGCUCCAUGUUUCCAGCCACUCAUCCUCCUGAACAUCACCACCCAACGGCAUCCUCAGAACACAGCCAUGGAUCUGACAUGAUGAUGAUGGCAAUGACUUUCCACUUCAGCUAUGAGAACGUGCCAUUGCUGUUUUCUGGACUUACAAUCAAUAGUCCUGGAGAAAUGGCUGGUGCUUUUGUGGCUGUCUUCUUCCUGGCCAUGUUUUAUGAAGGUCUUAAGAUUGCCCGGGAAUGUCUGCUCCGUAAAUCCCAGGUCAGCAUUCGCUACAACUCCAUGCCAGUGCCAGGUCCCAACGGCACCAUCCUGAUGGAGACACACAAAACUGUGGGACAGCAGAUGCUGAGCUUCCCUCACCUCCUGCAGACCGUGCUGCACAUCAUCCAGGUCGUGGUCAGUUACUUCCUCAUGCUGAUCUUCAUGACAUACAACGGAUACCUCUGCAUAGCCGUGGCAGCCGGGGCAGGGAUGGGCUAUUUCUUCUUCAGCUGGAAAAAGGCGGUUGUUGUGGAUAUCACAGAGCACUGCCAUUAACAGCGGACACUGCCCAAAAGCCUCUCCACCCCACUGCUCUCUUGAACAAAAGGGAUCUCUUGAAGGGAGGGAUCCUUCCUAAGCUGACAGAGAAUCAAUGUACAGAAAAUGAACUGGAGUUCACCACAGGUUCCUGGCCGGAGUGCAGGGAUGUGAGGAGCUGGGGUGUGCUGCUUGCUUGCUGCAGGGCAGCAGUGUUGACUCGAGGGUCCUAUGGUUGCCACUCUGGGCCAGGAUUUGCUUUAGUCUUAGAUUAUGCCGUGAUUGAAAUUAGUUGGCUGACAGAAAUGUAGAAGUUAUUCUUUAAGAAAACAAAAAAAAGAAAACAAAAAGCAUUUUAUUUUUAAAAGCUCAUCUGGGAGGGUUUCAUGAACAGCAGGGAAAGACCAGAGUCACCCAUGGAGCUACAUGUGUGAAUGGCUGUUUUAAUUCUGCUUGUUUCAAGCUGUACAGGAUGCCAGGGGACAUCUCCCUGGCACUGUGGCUUUUGGGGCCAGUGACACCUUCUGAUGCAGAAGGAGAUUUUGGUGCUGCACCUCAGACACGCUCAGGUGCGUGCUGCAAGGGAGUACUUUACAUAAGUGUGUGACCUGGGGUCUCAAUGGCCUGUCCCCAAGUCCAUCCGUGUAUGAUGAGUGUUGAUAACUGGAUGUGUCCAGCAGCAUUACUCAGCUUCAGGUGGUAACAUUUAAGUUUGGCUGCUUUCAAUUCCCAGUCAUGGAAAUACAUGGAGUAGAUGCAGGACAAUUGUGUAUUUACAGGGCAAAAAGACUAUAAAUAACCCAUUGAACCUGCAUUUACUUCAUGUUGGAUUGCACCUGGGUGGAGCUAGAGGUGGGCUCUGGUUGAACUAGUUCUGUAAAUGAGGCAAGAGCUAAAUAAUGAUUUCAUGACACUAAAGGUUAAGAUGUCUGAAGCGGGCAUUCCCUGGUGGAAAUGAAGGAGGUAAAACAGUCGUGUUCCUGUAAAGGAGAGAUCUGGGGAAGAGAAGAAAGAAAAGAUAGAACUGAGCAGGCUUUGGUCUCUUCUCAGGUGAAACUUGGAGCAAUUUGGGCUGAUUAAAAAGUGUUCCUGACCCAGAUGACUCCUCUUUGUCUUGAUAAUUGUGCUGUGACCUUAGCUUGGAGGUGCAGGAGUUACCUGUGCUGGCCGUGCAGUGAAGAGCUCCCACUUGUCGUGGGCAGGACAGGCUGUGACACGGGCAGAGGCAGCCUCCUGCGUGAGUUGUCCACCUCUCACCCUGCGUUUUCUAGGGAGCAGUUUUGGUUUAGCACUUUGUUAUGGAAGGGAGUGGUGUGCAGAGCGUGGUGCAAAGCUGGAGUCUCCAUCGCACUCGGGAUGCCCAGUUUGUGCUUGUAACAGGCUGGAAGGGAUGAAGGUGGGAUUUUCACUGGAAAACAGGCAAUACCUGCAGACAGGGACUGGUGCCUGAGAUCUGCCCUGAGAACAGGGAAUCCUCCUGAGGUAAAAGUGUCUGGGCACGUGCAUCAGCACUUUUCUCUCCAGAGAUGUAACUAGUCCCACAGUAGCUGCGUAAGGAAAGCUGGGAAUUACGUUUUAGCCCAUAAGGGAGGCCCAUCCCUGUGGCGGUGGGUUCUUCUGCGUUGAUGGUCCAUCAGCAGCCCAGAGCACACCCUCACCCUACCACUCUCUGUGAAGGGCAGCAGGAAGUCCAUUACUGCUGCUGCCAGGAUCCUGAAUUGCUCCACGUGAAGUUGACUGUCCCAGGUUGAUGCCAUCUGUUUGUUUGGACAUCUUGUUUUCUUAGGGCAGCCCAAGCACAGCAUGCAAUUUGAUGAGGUAAAGGCAGGGGUCAGUUCCUAAAGAGCUGCUUUCUGUAGUGACUUUGCAUCUAGGUGAAAAAGGCAAAGAAUCCGAGCCCCCUCCUCAAGAGAGAGAGGAAAAGCUCUUCCCCAGUGUGACCUUUGAAGGGAGUUAACCCACCAGGCUGCAGAAGGACAGAUGCUGCUCUCUGCACCUGCCCCAAAGGUAAAAAUCUCUGUAAGCAAUCCUGCCUGUCUUCAGGAGCAGAAACCAGACCCUGCCACCCUGAGAGCUGUGAGGGAAUCUGAGUGCUUGUCAGGGAAGAGUGAAGCAGUUGAGUGCUGGAGAUGGUGGGCUCUGGUUUGGAAGCUUUAACCUGCAGGGCUUGAUCCCUGGGGUUGAUCAGAACCGAUAGUGGCAGCGCUGCUCUGGUCAUUUCUCUGCAGUGAGCUGGAGCUGCUGCACCAGGGAUUAGAGUCCCAAGGGGCUCUGUGUGACACCAGUUACUCCAUGUACCUCUUGCUGUGUCUUUCUCUAAAAUAGAACCUUCCCUUUGCCUGAUCCUGCUGUCUCCUUUUGGGCACCCAAUUCUCUGGUUCAAGUGACGAGAGAUGGAUGAGUCAGAGAUCAGGCAGUAGCUGUGGCUUUCACAAUCUAAGCCAGGUUCUCCUUAGCUUUUCCGCCUCAUUUUACCUGUAGCAUGGAAACUGUUUCCUCCCAGAGGUGAUCCCCCUGUGUUCAGUGUGCAGUUGGGUGCUGAUGCUGCCGCAGCAGUGGUCACCUGCAUGGUAAGAGCCCCCGCAACAGUCCCUGGUACCCUGGCAGUGAUGGUUGGAGCAGGGGCAGCGCCUCUUAGACAGGGGAGAGCUGAGCCAGGGAAGGAUGGUCUGAAGGGGAGGGUGAUCAUGGAGGGAUGGAGGCUGCAUCCUCUCUGCUGCUGAGGACAGGACAGCCUCCACCUCCCCAUGAGCACCUCCCCUUCAGCUCUGGAUGUGCUUCCUUUAGCUUCAGACAAUCUGGAGCAGCCUGCCCCGUGCCUCCAGUGCCACCGACUGUGUGUCCCUGGGCCAGGCUGCUGAGCAGAACCUGCUGCCUCCUGAUGGCUUCACCCACCGUGUCCAGGGUGUGCCCAUUGACAGUUGUGCUGAUGACACUAAACCCACAUGAGGUGGUGCUUGGAGGGAGGUGAGGGCUCUGCAAGGCUCAAGUAAACUUAAUUCACGUCACCACAGUGUAGCACGCCUGGAAUGCGAUGUCCUGUGUCUGUUUGUGCCCCAUGUUUGGUCUCCACACGUGGUGCGUCUGGAUCCAUCAUCUCCUAAGUGCCCAAGCACGAGGCUGUCACCCGCCGUUGUUCUCGUUCCUUCAGUGCCUGUUCAGUUUGCCUGGAGCAGCCCCACAUCCAGCAGGGUUUGAGUUCUGUUUACAGUGGACUGUCACUUUUGUUUUUAUCUUGCUCUAUGUGGAGGUAAUGUGUCUGAUAUUACUGUGAAUAUCAAGAGUCUCCUGUAUAUAAUUAACCAAUAAACUAGACUGCAUUUUA